AAUCGGAGUGGUACAUAUCCAAAAUAAAAAAAGUGGUAAUAUGAUUGACUAAAUGAGUUUAUGCAUUGAGUUAUGUUUAUGAAAUUGAAGCAGCGAUCUCUAUGGUGGUGUUGGCUACAAGAACCCAUCUCUCUCCUCAUUUCUCAUUUCUCAUUUUUCAUCAAAUCAAAUGCUUUUAGAUCCAUCAAAUAUUAACCACCUCCAAUAUUCUUCUACAUAAAUCAUCAUAUGACAUCCAUGGUCUUAACCAUUUUUCAUUUCCUAAUAGUUCUAUUGUUUAUUAUCUUGAUCUCUACUAAUCAUGUCACGUGCAACACCAUCACCAUCACCACCACUCAACGCUUCAAACAAGCACCUAAAUUCUACAAUUCCCCAAACUGCGCCACCCUUCAAUUUUCACAACCCACCGACACGUGCUCCGACGAUGCUGUCCACGUGGCAAUGACACUAGACAUUAAAUACCUCCGUGGCUCCAUGGCCGCCAUUCUCUCCGUUCUUCAACACUCUUCAUGUCCAGAAAACACUAUCUUCCAUUUCGUCACCGCUGCUUCAAAAUCAUAUUCCUCCACUGUCACACUCAACAACACACUCUCAAACUCAUUCCCCUAUUUGAAAUUCCAAAUCUACCCUUUCAACGACGAUGCCGUUUCAGGUUUCAUUUCAACUUCCAUUCGCUCCGCACUUGAUUGUCCUCUCAACUACGCGCGAAAUUACAUGGCUAACCUUCUUCCCACGUGCGUAAAUAAAAUCGUUUACCUUGAUUCCGAUCUUAUACUCGUCGACGACAUAGCCAAACUCGCCGCCACGAAUCUUCGUAACGACGCCGUUCUCGCUGCGCCGGAAUAUUGCAACGCUAAUUUCAGCAACUAUUUCACACCAACGUUUUGGUCCAAUCCUUCGCUUUCUCUCACGUUCGCGAGUCGUAAACCUUGUUACUUCAACACCGGAGUUAUGGUUAUUCAUUUAGAGCGGUGGCGUGCCGGAAACUAC
Molecule: messenger RNA, 990 nt
Organism: Cicer arietinum (chickpea)
Lineage: Eukaryota; Viridiplantae; Streptophyta; Magnoliopsida; Fabales; Fabaceae
Product: probable galacturonosyltransferase-like 1
Cellular component (GO): Golgi apparatus
Molecular function (GO): glycosyltransferase activity
Source: RefSeq, a predicted model, not a curated record